GGAGAAGACAUUGGUUUCUGGUAGCCCUAAUGAUCAAUCUGAGGAUGGUAAUAGUGUUGAUAAUCAAACCAUUAACAAGAUGAAACUGGCUCACAUUGAGAAAAGGCCUCCAAGGGUCCUCGGCCACCUCCUAAACCAUCUGGUGGUGCUCCUGUCAGUACAAUUUCAAAUCCUUCCAAUGGUGUACCACCUGCUCCACCUAUUCCACCUCCACCUCCAGGUGUUCCGCCUCCCUCCUCCCCCAGGAAGCCUUAGAGGGGCAAUGGGUAAUGAUAAAGUUCACAGGGCUCCUGAGCUUGUUGAGUUUUAUCAAACAUUGAUGAAGCGGGAGGCCAAGAAGGAUACUUCAUCAUUAAUUUCUUCAACAACUAAUGCAUCUGAUGCUAGGAGCAACAUGAUUGGCGAAAUUGAGAAUAGAUCGUCAUUCCUCUUGGCUGUGAAAGCUGAUGUGGAAACGCAAGGUGAUUUUGUCAUGUCCCUGGCAACUGAAGUUCGGACAGCCUCCUUCUCAGACAUUGAUGAUUUAGUGGCCUUUGUCAACUGGCUGGAUGAGGAACUUUCCUUUCUGGUUGAUGAGCGAGCUGUCCUCAAGCACUUUGAUUGGCCUGAAGGGAAAGCAGAUGCUCUGAGGGAGGCAGCAUUUGAAUAUCAGGAUCUGAUAAAAUUGGAGAAACAAGUCUCCUCCUUCAACGAUGAUCCCAAUCUUCCAUGCGAUGCUGCUUUGAAGAAAAUGUACUCAUUGCUUGAAAGAGUGGAGCAGAGUGUAUAUGCACUCUUACGUACAAGAGAUAUGGCUAUUUCACGAUACAAGGAAUUUGGAAUCCCAGUAAACUGGUUGUUAGAUUCCGGAGUUGUUGGCAAGAUCAAGCUUUCUUCUGUGCAACUGGCCAAAAAGUAUAUGAAACGUGUUGCGUCUGAACUUGAUGCCUUAUCGGGACCAGAAAAGGAACCCAUGAGAGAAUUUCUGGUUCUGCAAGUGUCCGUCCGCUUCGCUUUCCGUGUUCAUCAGUUUGCGGGAGGCUUUGAUGCAGAGAGCAUGAAGGCUUUUGAAGAACUUAGAAGCCACAUCCAUUCUCAAGCUGGUGAAGAUAAAAUACCAGAAGCAGAAGCGGCAUAAUCACCAUUUUUCUUCUUUCUGAUAUAUGUUGAUCUUUCAGAUGUAUAUUUCAUUUUGCUUUUGUAUUAUUUGCUUAGCCUAUACAUACUGGCUCCUCUACAAUAAUACAAUUAUAAAUGUCUUUCCAGGUCAAGAAAAUAGAAUAAAAUAGUAGAAUCAUACUGUACUUGUAACUACGAGAUGAUCAAUUGCCUAGUAAGUGCUUGCUUGAUUUUCAGUGGAGCAA
Messenger RNA from Neltuma alba, 1343 nucleotides. Its product is annotated as protein CHUP1, chloroplastic-like. Gene Ontology annotation, cellular component: chloroplast outer membrane. NCBI's taxonomy places the organism in Eukaryota, Viridiplantae, Streptophyta, Magnoliopsida, Fabales, Fabaceae. The record is from RefSeq and is a predicted model, not a curated record. The transcript has 6 exons. The coding region runs from base 80 to 1117 and encodes 345 amino acids. Gene Ontology annotation, biological process: chloroplast relocation.